Strigops habroptila (Kakapo) is the source of this 6456-nucleotide messenger RNA. RefSeq names its product TERF2 interacting protein (gene TERF2IP). The transcript has 2 exons. The record is from RefSeq and is a predicted model, not a curated record. Gene Ontology annotation, molecular function: telomeric repeat DNA binding. Lineage: Eukaryota; Metazoa; Chordata; Aves; Psittaciformes; Psittacidae. Bases 20 to 979 code for a protein of 319 amino acids. Gene Ontology annotation, cellular component: shelterin complex. Gene Ontology annotation, biological process: telomere maintenance via telomere lengthening; regulation of DNA-templated transcription.
CUGCGCGCCCGGCGCCGACAUGGCGGAGCGCUCCCGGUCGCUGUUCGUGUGGGACAACGGCAGCCCGAUGCGGUUCUAUGUACGGCCCGGGCUGGCCAAGCUGCGCCUGGCGCCGCUCGUGCUGGCGGGCGGCGGGCGGCUAUGCCGCGUGCAGGAGCCGGGAGCCGUGCUCCUGGCGCAGCCCGGCGAGGCGGCGCCCGGCGGGGCCGUCUCUACUGAGUACGUGACGGAGUGCGUGCAGCGCAAUGAGCGGCUGCCGCUGGAGCCCUUCCGGCUGCCCGCCACGCCGCCCCGCGUCGCCGCCGCCGCGCCGCGCGGCCGCCUGGCCUUCUCGGAGGCGGAGGACGCGGCGCUGGUGCGCGCGGUGCGCGGGCGCGGCGAGGCGCGGGCGCGCGGGCGCGCGCUGUGGCAGGAGCUGGAGCGCGCGGCGCUGACGCGGCACAGCUGGCAGGCCAUGCGCGAGCGCUACCUGCGGCACCUGCGGCCCGCGCGGCGCGCGGGGCUCUUCGAGGCGGCGAACCGCGAGUUCGAGACCCUGGAGUCAAGAAGUGGCGCUUCAGAAGUCUCAGGAGACCUUCCUACAAAAGAGAGAAUUUCCCCAGGAGAAACAGCAUCUGGUUUGAAAACUGUCCUGCAGGACUCUGCUGGCCCUGACACCAGGUUACAGAUGGAAGAAAGACCAAGAAGCACUUGCUCUCCUUCCAGCGUGGUGGGAGAUGCAGUGAAAACGAUGCAGUGCUUAAUGGAGAAGUCUGGCAUGGACCUGCUCACCGUCACACAGGCCUUUCUGAAAAACAGCGGUGAAGCAGAGGCUACUUUGCACUUCUUGCAGACAGGGCGGCGCCGGGACGGGUACCCUGUGUGGAGCCGAGAAGAUGAUUUGGAAUUGCAAAAAGAUGAUGAGUGUGCCAGAAAUAAAUUGAUAGCAAAAUUUGGAGCUGAAAACGUAGCAAAGCGGGUAGCAUUUAGGAAGAGUUAGAUGGCGAAGCAGAGGGGGAUGACUGGUCUAGGACUUAGAAAACUUAAAAAACAGGAACUUAAAAAAACCAGUCAUUUUAGAUAUGUAGAUACAGUAGAAAAUUUUAUAUAGCAUUCUGAAGUUUCAGAAAUGCUUUAAAAUCUUUUUUUUUCCAUAAAAGGCCCAUUUUGUAUUUUUUAUUUGUAAUACCAAGUAUACUAAACAUUUUAAAGUAGAAAAUUAUGAAGAUAAGGGCGCUAUACAAUAUCAAGUUUUUUCAAUGAAAAGGGUGUAUCUGCUAUAUAAAUGAAUUGACAGUUCUGCCUGUACAUUGCUCUGCAUGCAAAGGAUUUUGAAUAGGGUUGUCACCGAAGUCUGACAGUCACAUUUAAGUGCUCUAACCUGUAAUGCAUUAGUAGUGCACAACAGCAUCCUGCUCUCUGUCAUGUGUCUUACUUCAGACUGCUGGGGAUGGUUAUUUAAUAACCUGGUCUGCCAGUUGUUGCCAUUACUUUUUGUUGUUAAUAAACCUUGAUUAGCAGCAGACAUUUGGAGAUAGUAACAAUGAAAAGGUAACUGUUCAAAAGAGGGAUCAAGAACAUUCAUGCCAGAAGAUGACGCACUUGGUCUCAUACAUCAAUGCUGAGAUGUCUUAGAGUGGCCCUGUGUACUGGGAGUGGCCAAAAAGGUCCCUGUGAUGUUAAAAUACUCAGACUCACAUUACAGAGAUAUGUCAGUUAAAACCUCAGGCUGGUUGAGGUCAUCUCAGUUUUCAUUACCACUUCCAGCAUGUGUUCUCCCAUGCUAAUAUUGCAGGGUUUGAUUAAUAACACCAACUUUACCAUCUUGCUUCACGAUUUCAAGAACGUGGGCUCUGAGAACUUCCCGGAGAACAACUACUACUGGUUUUGGAAGCUAGAGGACAGAAUUAUUUCAGCUAAAAAAUAAAUGGAUUCACAUAGUCCCAGAUAUGGAUCCCCGUAUGCAAACUCAGAAGUUUUAAUAUUCAACUAUAGCUGGUUUAUUACAUUUUCCCAUUAUACAGUAAGCGAACACAAACAUUUCCCCAACAUUGCCACCAAGGCUGGAUACCCAGGCACAGGAAUGGAGCAAAAGAAAACUGGGCUUGAAAACUUAACUAUCCCCAAAAAAAGGAUCAUUCUAGAAACCACCAUCUGGUCAUCCUUGCAUCUCUUCUGGCAUUACAUAUCACGCAUGGCAGCAUGACAAAUGAUGCUUGCUUUAUUCAGCUUCCAUGUAUAUCUCUUCUUCCUUUGUAGUACAAUCGCUCUGUGUGGUUUCACACAUUUAGCUGUGGUCUAUGAGGGUUUUGAGCUCUGCUGUCUGGUUCCACUCCUUUGGCACUGUUUGCUCCAAGCUACACGUAUUUCCUCUUUUGCAUAAACCAUGGAUUUAAUUUGCAAAACAGAGUUGCAUUACUUUAGCCUCCAUUUACCUGGGGCUGCUGAUUGACAGAGCUGAACAUGAGCAGCUUGUGCCCAGGCAGCCAGGAAGCCACCAGCAUCCUGGCCUGUACCAGCACCAGUGUGGCAGCGGGGCCAGGGCAGUGACUGUCCCCUUGCACUGGGCACUGGUGAGGCUGGACCCCGAAUCCUGUGUCAGUGCUGGGCCCCUCACUGCAAGAGAGACAUUGAGGUGCUGGAGCGGGGCCAGAGAAGGGCCCCGGAGCUGGUGCAGGGCCUGGAGCACAAGUGUGAUGAGGAACGGCUGAGGGACCUGGGGGGGUUUAGUCUGGAGAAGAGAAGGCUCAGGGGGGACCUUCUCGCUCUCUGCAACUGCCUGACAGGAGGAUGGAGCCAGGAGGGGGCUGGUCUCUGCUCCCAAGGAACAAGGGAUGGGACAAGAGGAAACGGCCUCAAGCUGCUCCAGGGCAGGUUUAGAUGGAGAUGAGGAACAAUUCCUUCCCCAGAGGGUGCUCAGGCAUUGGAACAGGCUGCCCAGGGCAGGGCUGGAGUCACCGUCCCUGCAAGUGUUCACACCCUGUGUAGCUAAGGCCUCAGUGCCAUGGGUUAGUAGUGGCCUUGGCAGUGCUGGGUAACGGUUGGAGUUGAUGAUCUUGAAGGUCUUUUCAAACCUCUUUGAUUCUAUCAUGCCGUGGUUGUGGCUGAGCCUCCAGGGCUUUGCAGAGCAACCUGUGCUGCUGAGGAAGCUGUCACAAGUGCAGCUGGGGUUCCUGUGUUACUUAUCCUUGCAUAGCAUAUCCAUGUGUGCACUCUUACACACAUGCACAUACCUCUGUCCUUUUUUGCCUUAGCAAACACUUAACAGUUCUGUAAUCUGCAGCCUUCAGAGAGUAAGUGCAGAGAGCAGCUUUUCUGCCUUCAGAAUUUGUUAUUUAGAGGAGUUAUGGUCAAACAAAAGAUCCAGUGACAUAUUUUUUUGCUCUUCUUCAGACUGAAUGAGCUGGUAGCCCAGCAGGUCCAUUGCAUCCUUGCACACCCUUUGCACUUUUUCUAUUUUCUGGAAGGGAAGGGUCUUCCUCCAGGCCUGAGAUACCUUCAGCGCAUCUCUGGAGCUAAUAUCAAAGGCCUGUGCUCCUUGCCCCUUCCCAUGGGUGAUGUUAUGCACCCACUUCUGAAGUUCUGGUGUAAAAUGGAGUUCUGCAAACCUGUACAUCUGAGCAGUCCUUGCUAGCGGGUCUCUAACGAUGUCUUCAUAGCGAACCAGCAGGUAGCGGUCCUUCAGGAAGCUGGGGACAGCCCGGCUGCCAGCCUUGUAAAUCUCAACAUGGCUUUUGCAGAUUACUUGCAUGGUGUUGUAAGGUCCCAUUUCUCCCUUUGUCCUCUCGGACCCCACAACAAUGUUACUGUCACGUUUCAGGUCUGCCACUGUAUUCUCUCGUGACCUGAAUACAGCCCGAGGAUCACGGACCAAGUGAAUGAUCUUGAGGUUCAGGGACGGAUCAGUGAGAAGCGGGUAGAGAACUUUCAGGUCAAAGAACCGAACCUCCUUGAUGGCAACAUGGCUGUAGGUUUUACAGGCUUCCUCCACCUUGCUGAAUGGGGACUUGGCACAGAUUGUUCUGCAAUUGCCUGCAGCAAUUAUGUCACUGCGACUGAAUAAGUCACAGGCCGGGGGGGAGCACAAGGCUCGGCUUGUCUCCCACUGAAACAAAUCAGACUUUUUCUUCUGGCUAGACAUGUAAGCAUCAAACACAGACAUGUCACACAGAAAGACCGACCUGACAAGGUCCCGCACUGCCAUGUGCAAGACCUUGGCACUGUUCUGGUACAUCUUAACCCACACGUGCCAUGCAGGCUCCAUCAGGUAGAAGACACUGGGGUGCUGGCUGAAAAUUUGUCCAGUGAAGGAAGAUCCUGACCGCCAGGAGGAGAGAAUGAGGAUGUGGACUGAAGAAGGUUUUCGUUCCGUGGGGACAUUGUUGCUGCAGGGUUGGGAGUGGAAGUGGAUCAGAAGGAAGGUCAGAACUGCCAGAAUCAGGAGCACCUGCACCCUUCUAGACUUCAUCAUGGUUGCAAGGGACCUGCAGAGACAGAGGAAGUUCAGCAUCACAGGGUCACGAAGAAGGCAAGGAUGUGGUGCAUCAGACUCCUCUGAAUCCCUCUGGGGGCUCAGGGUUUUGGAAAGCUGCAGCACUACCAGUGAUGCUGUGACAACCACAGCAAAAAGUGCCCUUGGAAAGAACAUAAAUACUGCAGGAGUAAAAGUUUUCAGUAACAAAUCCACUGUUUGUCAGCAAAUCAUUCUAAUGCUGUCUUAGAAGAUGACUGAAAAGCUUGUCUGCACUUUUAUCAAAGCUUAAGAGCUAGUUCAGUGUAUUGAAAUAAGUCGGUACACACAAAUAUGUACUUAGUGUACACAAUUCCUGCAGACAUGAUCCCUGCAAUUUUUAUGGAGGAAAGAUGGAAAAAACUUUUUUCUUUCUUUUUUUUUCUUUUUUUUUUCUUUUUUUUUUCUUUUGGUGGCGAAUUCAGCAGUUCCACACUGUUACUUUUAAGCUCCUGCUCUGACCAUUGUUUACAAUUGGUUUUGUGCCAGAAUGCUGUACAAAUACAAUGUACGUUUCCAUUUCUUUUGCUUAUAUUCUUUUUGGAAUUUCAGGGAACUUUUUUUGUCAUGACAGGCAAAAAUUCACAUACCAAAGGAAGUCGUUUGGCACUGUAAUAAAUCCAAGCACAAUAUCUCCUCCACAAUCACAGCAUCACAGACAAUUUUGCUAGAAAGUCAUGAGAAUUUAUCAUCCAUCUUGUGAGGUGGGCUUACCUACAACCAAUACAUUUCUUAGCCUAACUCCUUUCUAGAGGCUGUCUUCUGCUGCUCUUCCCUCCAACCCCACUCAUGUUGUAGGUCUUCCAUGAGAAGAGGUACAACAGAAUGUGUUAGUCCAACUCAAAGAUCUGCCCAAAGCUGGCUCCUUUUUUCUUCCACUAAACCUCUAUUCUGCCUGUUGUGGAUGACUUCAUUAUUGGAAAAUGCUGUAGUGCUCCCUGUGACCACACAGCUUGGUGUGCUCCCCUGUCACCACAGUGACAGCCACCAGGCUGGCACUUUAGCUGUACUGUAGUGGAGACAGGCCUCUCCGGACACUACAACUGCUUUACAUUUUCCAAGAUGAACUAAACUUAAAAUAUUUUACUAGCUCACCUUACUAGCUCUCAGCCAUGGUCAGUCCCUCCACAGCCAGACAGGAUAGAGAGAGCAGGGCCCUCAGGCUGCAGGGCAAGCUAGGAGUCCUGGACAGGGCAGCACUGGAGCCCAGGUCCUCAGAGCUUUGUACACAGCUUUUGUGCAGCCCAUGACUGCGCAGAGCUCAGACAGCCAUGGCCAGGCAGAGCAGCUGCCUCCCUCGAAAGCAGCAGAGGUACAAAGUGUGCCCUACUUCCCUGCUGUGUGCUUACCAAGUUAUCUUCUAGGUCCAUGGUAAUGCCUGAAUGUUCCCAGUCAAAAUUUCCCUAACUUCCUCCUUAUUCCCUGCCUCAGUUUCCCUCUUCAGUGAAACUUUCCAACUAGCCUGCAUGGGUUUAGUUCCUCUAGUACCGAUGUUGCGAUUUCCAGGUACAGUCACUGCUACUAACCAACUAGGAACAGCACUCAUCUUUUGCUGCAGCAUACAUGCAGAAAUUGGCUUGUUUAUCUAAUCUGUGCAUUCGUUUUGAGUUUAGGAUUUGUAAGGCAGCAAUUCUAAUUGCUCAGAGCCAGGACAAUACGCAGCCCAAUGGGUAAGCCUGGUUGUUGCCAGUAAGUCCUACAACAAUAUGAAUUUUAUUUUAGUAAUGUCUUGCAAGGAUGGGGCUGCACAUUUAGUGAGGAACCGCUUACUUCUGGUCUCCUGGACAAGGAGCCUACUGGUGUUUUUUGGUUAUACAAGUAGAUUAUAGCAUUCAGGUCUGAGAAGAAGCUGAUUCAGGUUGAUGUUUGGGCCAAGCCUAGGAAGAGCUGCAAAAAUAAAGACUGUUGUAAAAGUAAGUCAUAUAUCAUCUUCCUCCUUGCAAAUAAAUACAGCAGUGUUUACCAAA